Messenger RNA from Chionomys nivalis (European snow vole), 2349 nucleotides. RefSeq names its product hornerin-like. The record is from RefSeq and is a predicted model, not a curated record. Gene Ontology annotation, molecular function: structural constituent of ribosome. The coding region runs from base 1 to 2349 and encodes 782 amino acids. The transcript has 3 exons. NCBI's taxonomy places the organism in Eukaryota, Metazoa, Chordata, Mammalia, Rodentia, Cricetidae. Gene Ontology annotation, cellular component: cytosolic large ribosomal subunit.
AUGGAUAUGGGCAAGGUCAGUCUUCUGGUGGUAGCCAACAGGGUUCCUUCUCUGGACAUGGACAACAUGGCUCUGGUUAUGGUCAGUCAUCCAGCUAUGGUACACACAACUCAGGGGCAAGGAUCUGGACAAGGUCACUCUUCUGGUAGGACACAGAGUGGCACAACAUCAAGACAGUCAUCAAGCUAUGGCUCAGGUCAGUCCACUCUCUCUGGCAAGCAUGGAUCAACUUCACGUCAUUCAUCGAGCCAAGAAAGGAACAGGUCUAGCUCAAGGGAGUCUUGUGGCUCCCAACAAUCUGGGUCUGGCUCAGGAGGGUCUUCUGGCUUUAGUCAACAUGGAUCUGGGCAAGGUCAGUCUUCUGGUGGUAGCCAACAGGGUUCCUUCUCUGGACAGUCAGCAGGUAGUCAUCAGCACAGCUCUUCCUGUGGUCAUUCCUCUAGCUAUGGUCAGCAUGGCACUGGCUCUGGUCAGUCUUCCAGCAGUGGAACACACAAUGCAGGUUCAAGUCAGUCUUCUAGACAGAGCAGAAGUGGCUCUGGGUCAGGACAGUCUUCUCAUUUAGGUGAAUAUGGUUCUACAUCGAGACACUCUACUGGCUCCACAGGGCAAAGAUAUGGGCAAGGACAGUCAUCUGGUCCUGGACAAUGUGGCACUUCUUCAGGACACUCAUCAAGCUCAGGUCAGUCCACUACCUAUGGCAAGCAUGGAUCAGGAGUGAGCCAGUCAUCCAGAAACAGCAGAAGCAGGUCAAGCUCAAGGGAGUCUUGCAGCUCCCAGAACUGUGGGUCUGGCUCAGGAGGGUCUUCUGGCUUUAGUCAACAUGGAUAUGGGCAAGGUCAGUCUUCUGGUGGUAGCCAACAGGGUUCCUACUCUGGACAUGGACAACAUGGCUCUGGUUAUGGUCAGUCAUCCAGCUAUGGUACACACAACUCAGGGGCAAGUCAGUCUUCUAGCCAGGGUACAAGUGGCUCUAGGGCAGGACAGUCUUGUGGUUCAGGGCAAUGUGGUUCUGCAUCGGGAAACUCUUCUGGCUCUGGUAGGCAAGGAUCUGGACAAGGUCACUCUUCUGGUAGGACACAGAGUGGCACAACAUCAAGACAGUCAUCAAGCUAUGGCUCAGGUCAGUCCACUCUCUCUGGCAAGCAUGGAUCAACUUCACGUCAUUCAUCGAGCCAAGAAAGGAACAGGUCUAGCUCAAGGGAGUCUUGUGGCUCCCAACAAUCUGGGUCUGGCUCAGGAGGGUCUUCUGGCUUUAGUCAACAUGGAUCUGGGCAAGGUCAGUCUUCUGGUGGUAGCCAACAGGGUUCCUUCUCUGGACAGUCAGCAGGUAGUCAUCAGCACAGCUCUUCCUGUGGUCAUUCCUCUAGCUAUGGUCAGCAUGGCACUGGCUCUGGUCAGUCUUCCAGCAGUGGAACACACAAUGCAGGUUCAAGUCAGUCUUCUAGACAGAGCAGAAGUGGCUCUGGUUCAGGACAGUCUUCUCAUUUAGGUGAAUAUGGUUCUACAUCGAGACACUCUACUGGCUCCACAGGGCAAAGAUAUGGGCAAGGACAGUCAUCUGGUCCUGGACAAUGUGGCACUUCUUCAGGACACUCAUCAAGCUCAGGUCAGUCCACUACCUAUGGCAAGCAUGGAUCAGGAGUGAGCCAGUCAUCCAGAAACAGCAGAAGCAGGUCAAGCUCAAGGGAGUCUUGCAGCUCCCAGAACUAUGGGUCUGGCUCAGGAGGGUCUUCUGGCUUUAGUCAACAUGGAUAUGGGCAAGGUCAGUCUUCUGGUGGUAGCCAACAGGGUUCCUUCUCUGGACAUGGACAACAUGGCUCUGGUUAUGAUAAGAAUCUUGGUCCCGCCGCCACACUUGCUACCUUGAGAUACUUCGCGGGUUCCUCCCUCUUUCCUUUCUGCCACCGCCAUGCCAUCCCAACUGAGGAAGACCUGGAAACUCUGGGGCCACGUGAGCCACGGCCAUGGCUGCAUCGCAAGCAUCCAGGAGGACCUGGGAACGCUGGAGGCAUGCAUCACCUCAGGAUCAACUUCGACAAAUAUCAUCCAGGUUACUUCGGGAAAGUUGGGAUGAGGCAUUACUGCUUAAAGAGGAACCAGAGCUUCUGCCCGACUGUCAACCUGGUCAAACUGUGGACGCUGGUCAGUGAACAGACCUGGGUUAACGCUGCCAAGAACAAGACCGGAGCUGCUCCCAUCAUUGAUGUUGUGCGAUCAGGCUACUACAAAGUUCUGGAAAAGGGAAAGCUCCCUAAGCAGGCCGUCAUCGUGAAAGCCAAAUUUUUCAGCAGAAGAGCUGAAGAGAAGAUAAAGAGUGUUGGAGGUGCCUGUGUUCUGGUGGCUUAA